UUAAAUACGGAUAGUAAACGUGUUAUACGGGUUUGUACGCGUUUAGUAUGAGAGCCAUCAAAUGAACAAAAAUAAAUGAAACGACUUGAAAAUAAUAUGGAUACAAUAAUUUUAAAUGGAUAAAAUACAUACAAGUACAUAUACGUGUAUUAAAUGGAGUAUUUACUAACUAGGGAUUGUUGUGCAUUCUAUUUAAGACUAACAACCAAAACGGGCCUCGAUAUCCCAUCAAACACGACUAGAGAACUGGCCCAGCCCAAACAAGCCCAAUCAUCCAGCGGAUCCACAGAUUUUCCAAGGGUCAUCACAUCAUAUCCUUCUUUCCCUUUUUUCCUUUCCCACCCAAAUUCCUAAGCGAAGACAGACAGCGAGCCAAAGGACAAAAAGAACAACACCUUUCUACUUACUUCAGUCUCUCUUCCGACGAACUAGAAUAAAAAAAACCUCCAAGAAAAUCCAUCGCCACCGCCCAAUCAACAAUGGAAUCCUUCUUCCAGCGAUGGAAAGCAACAAUCUACUUCACUCUCUCCACAUUUUUGGCCUUCAUGGCCUUCUCCAUCGCUCUCCACUCCACCACCACCACCACCACCACUUCUUCUAGCCCCCAGCCUCCUUCCCCUUCUCCUCCGCCGGCGACAACCCUUCCCCGGCUCUCCUCCAACGCUUCCACCUCUCUCCGCCGCGCCGGAUUCUCCCUCGCCGCCUCCCUCCUCCAAUCCUCCCCUCACUCCUUCUCCUCCUCCUCCUACCCACAAUCCACCGUCUUCGCGAUCAAAGACUCUGCCUUUUCCUCAUCGGCCGCCGCCAAUCCCCGGCUGCUAAUGAAGCAACUUCUCCACUACCACACUUCUCCCCUCCGCCUCCCCAUGUCGGAGCUACUCAAAAUCCGGAGGGGGACCCGCUUCCCAACUCUCGUUCCCGGCAAGAACCUCGUCCUCACCAAGAUCGACGCGAAAAGCCGAGCGGCGGAGAUCAAUCACGUCAAGAUUUCCCAUCCCGACGUCGUCAUCGAUGGGUCCCUCGUGAUUCACGGCGUCCUCGAGCCAUUCUCGUCACUGGAUUCCGGCGAGCACACCGCGAUGGAUUCCGUCGGUUUUAGGGAUUUGGGCUACUGGCCCAAAAUCAUCCGAUCGCUGAGCUCUAAGGGGUUCGUCUCCUUCGCAAUCGGAUUGAACUCUGUUCUUGACGGCAUUCUUGACGAUUACCGGCACCUGAAUUCCGUCACCGUUUUCAGUCCACCGGAUUUCGGGUCCGUCGCAUCUUCUUCUCCGAUGCUCGGCAGGAUAAUCAGAAUUCACAUCCUGCCUCAGAGGAUUUCGUACAAGGAGCUCGUCGUAUUGCCAGAUAAAUCGCCGUUGAAGACUCUGCUUCCGGGUCAGGAUCUCGAGUUAAAAAAGGCUGGUAAAUUCACUGAAUUGAAUGUCACGGCAGCGAGAAUGAGAGUCAACGGAGUUGACAUUGUGGCGCCUGAGAUAUUCUCGUCUGGUAAGUACAUUGUUCAUGGGAUAUCUCGAGUUCUGGAUACUGCUGACGCGUCUAAGAAGUCUAGCUAGUUGGUUGCUGCGGGAAGAACUGCUGUACAGUAAGAACUCAGAGCUCUCUGUUUUUGGUGACUGAGGGGUAACUUGGUUGCUUUCCAGCUGCAGCAUUGUUAUGAUUUUGUCUCUGUAUAGGGUGUAAUUAGUGGAGAACAGAGGCAAAAACUCGAAAGGUGUGAUUUUGCUACAUUUGUACCAAUACUGCUAAUUGUGGAUCUCAUUCUUCAAUACAAAGUGAAACUUAGUUGAUAUACCAGAGUUGCUUCUUGUAGAUAGAAAAUACUAUUGAACAAAACUACCAACUCCACAGGCUUGGUUCCAGUUCAAAAGACCAUUCCUAAAUUCCCAACCUUGGAGGGAUGAUCAUAUUCCAAGUCUCAUUGAGGUGCUCCAUUCAGCAGUCCGAUCAAACGUGUCUUCCAGUCUGUAUGGAUGUGAACCUUCCACAUAGGAAAUCCAACUCCUCUCUUCUCCAUCGCCCCUCGAUUAUUCCUUGCAAUGAGUUCUUGGAUUUGUGUGUUCAUCGUCCAAGAGAAGUUGGAAGAAACAACAAAGAUAAUGCUUUACAGAAGCUGCCUACGCCAAGUAACAGCCUCGUGCUGGUAAGCUUUCUCAACUCCCAACCUUGCAAAAGACCGAUUGGGAUGAGAUGCAAUAUGGUUCCACAACCAUAAUGUGGACAAACCGCGAGUUUCUUCAGUCAUCUAAACCAUUUACAGGCAUAGCACAAUCAGCAUCUCUCAUAAAUAAGCAUUCAGGAAGCUACUUGUUGUCUACACUUUAAGGAGUUUGCUUCUACCCUACCACCUGCAGAUUGAUCAACGAACGAGGGUUGAUCAGGCAGUAAAACAAUUUCAACAGU
Linum trigynum is the source of this 2400-nucleotide messenger RNA. The record is from the annotation of a GenBank genome assembly. NCBI's taxonomy places the organism in Eukaryota, Viridiplantae, Streptophyta, Magnoliopsida, Malpighiales, Linaceae.